GAGCCCCGCAUAACACGGAACUGAAGUCUUCGCAAUUUCCUCACAGAAGAAGGGUAGGGCGCAGGGCGGCUGGCCCCCAACAAGAAGAGCGCUACUUGGCCGACCCUACCGAUCUGCUUUAGUCAUCAAUUGAGGCCUUCAGAUGAGAUUUAAGACGUAUGCGUGUUUUUAAGUUGGUUUUUACGCUAAUACUUUACUGGCCAUCUAAAAAUUACAGCCCGACAAAAUGACAGAUCCUGUAGUAGCCGACACUCGCCGGUUGAAUUCUAAGCCCCAGGAUCUGACGGAUGCUUACGGUCCCCCGAGCAAUUUUCUGGAAAUAGAUGUCUACGAUCCCCAGAUCGUUGGAGUGGGAAGAAACCGUUACACUACUUAUGAAGUUCGAAUGAGGACAAACCUUCCCAUUUUCAAAUUGAAGGAUUCGUGUGUGAGGAGAAGAUACAGCGACUUUGAAUGGUUAAAGAAUGAGCUGGAGAGAGACAGUAAGAUUGUGGUACCACCCCUGCCGGGGAAAGCACUAAAAAGACAGUUGCCGUUCCGCGGCGAUGAGGGCCUUUUUGAGGAGUCUUUCAUCGAGGAGCGGCGAGUGGGCCUGGAGCAGUUCAUCAACAGAAUUGCAGGUCACCCCUUGGCCCAGAACGAGCGCUGUCUUCACAUGUUUCUUCAAGAGGAGGCCAUCGACCGCAACUACAUUCCUGGAAAAGUAUGAAUGAAAGGACACGGACUUCUGCGCCUGCCACCUGUACAUUUCCGUCGACAUCGCUUCAUUAUAGAGCUGACAGGAAUGUCCGAUGCACCAUAGAUACGAUUAAAACAAACUGAAAAACAGUGUUUAUGAAGAGGUCCAACAGGAUAAAACGUCAUUCUGCACACUGUGUGAAUUCCUUUUUGACUCCAUGGACAACAUGCUACUUAUAUAUAUAUAUAUAUAUAUAUUUUAGCCAUUUUCUUGUUUAUUUACAAUAUCUGUUUUAGUUGAUCAAUCCAAGAUAUUGUGUUUAGUUUCCAGCUAAAAUGUUAUUUUGAUGAUCCUGCCAAAGUCAAGCAGCAUGUAGCAUCUAGAACAAUACAAAGUAAACCUUAAUGAGUUUUCUGCACCAUAUUAGUGAUCAGAUCAUCCCCCCAUUUGGCUACGUGAUGCGAAAUCGACGAACGGGAAUGCGGCGAAUAACCAUAUCAAAGCACUGUGACAAAAGGUUUUCUCUUCAGCGAUGUAUCACUGGUUCAAGUUGUUCAGGAUCUGGAUUAUUGUGGAUGAGAAAUUAGGCCUAAUUUGUGCUCAUUUUUCUGCUCUUUAAUAAUUUUCUCUAUAUUAUUGUGAAGUACUACAAUCUGUCACUAAAGUUCAUCUUUUGGUUACUGAGAAUCUUUCACCAAUUAAAAUUUCCUGCUGCCUGC
Molecule: messenger RNA, 1398 nt
Organism: Oryzias latipes (Japanese medaka)
Lineage: Eukaryota; Metazoa; Chordata; Actinopteri; Beloniformes; Adrianichthyidae
Gene: snx12
Product: sorting nexin 12
Biological process (GO): endocytic recycling; late endosome to Golgi transport
Cellular component (GO): early endosome membrane; retromer complex
Molecular function (GO): phosphatidylinositol-3-phosphate binding
Source: RefSeq, a predicted model, not a curated record